GUAACGCACUGAAGGCGUGAGAGAAGUGCUGCGUUCAUUCAAUGCGCUGAAUUCAAUUCAAGUGAACUUUGUUCAAAACACAAAGCAGCUGAAAUGAUCGCAGGAGUGAAACGAGAAAGGGAUAUUGACGAAGACGACGAAGAAGAAGAGGUGCAGGUAAAAAUUGGCCGUUCUCAGGGUUGUGAAGACCGAAGAAGCCGGCAUUGUCCAUACCUGGACACAAUCAACAGGAGUGUUUUGGAUUUCGACUUUGAGAAGCUGUGUUCAAUCUCUCUCUCCCACAUUAACGUCUACGCCUGUCUCAUCUGUGGGAAAUAUUUCCAAGGUCGAGGUCAGAAGUCUCACGCGUACAUCCACAGUGUUCAGUUUACACACCAUGUUUUCCUGAAUCUUCACACACUCAAGUUCUACUGCUUGCCGGACAAUUAUGAGAUCAUUGACUCCUCAUUAGAGGAUAUUACGUAUGUGCUGAAACCCACAUUCACCAAACAGCACAUCUCUGGAUUGGAUAAGCAGGGAAAACUGUACAGAGCCUACGAUGGCACAACAUAUCUGCCUGGAAUUGUGGGGCUCAAUAAUAUCAAGGCCAAUGAUUAUGCUAAUGUAGUACUGCAGGCGCUGUCAAAUGUGCCGCCUCUAAGAAACUACUUCCUUGAGGAGGAGAACUACCGAGGAAUUCGUCGGCCUCCAGGUGACAUCAUGUUCCUGCUGGUGCAACGCUUUGGCGAGCUCAUGCGCAAGCUUUGGAACCCGCGCAACUUCAAAGCUCAUGUUUCGCCGCACGAAAUGUUGCAGGCUGUUGUGUUGUGCAGUAAGAAGAACUUUCAGAUCACCAAGCAAGGGGAUGCUGUAGACUUUCUCUCCUGGUUCCUGAAUGCAUUGCAUGGUGCCCUUGGUGGUACUAAGAAGAAAUCAUCUAUUGUCUCAAAGGUGUUUCAGGGGUCUAUGCGAAUUUUCUCGAAGAAACUUCCACAUCCAGAUUUGCCUGCAGAAGAGAAAGAAGCCCUUCUCUUGAAGGAGGAGUACCAGGAAGAGAUGUCCGAGUCCACCUUCCUGUACCUGACCCUGGACCUGCCCACCGCUCCUCUUUAUAAAGAUGAAAAAGAGCAGCUGAUCAUUCCUCAGGUUCCUCUCUUCAACAUCCUGGCCAAAUUCAACGGAAACACUGAGAAGGAAUACAAGACAUACAAAGAGAACUUUCUAAAAAGGUUCCAGCUCACCAAGCUUCCCCCGUAUCUUAUCUUCUGCAUCAAACGAUUCACGAAGAACAACUUCUUUGUCGAAAAGAACCCAACCAUUGUCAACUUUCCCAUCACGAAUGUUGAUUUGCGCGAGUACCUCACAGAAGAGGCACAAGCUACUGAGAAGAUCACAACUUAUGACCUGGUGGCAAAUGUUGUUCACGAUGGCAAACCAUCCGAAGGUUCAUAUAGAAUUCAUGUUCUGCAUCAUGGUACAGGGAAGUGGUAUGAACUUCAGGACCUGCAGGUGAUUGAUAUCCUUCCGCAGAUGAUCACACUUUCAGAAGCAUACAUACAGGUUUGCAUCUUGUUACUUUCAUUAUCAUUUAACCUUGUCAUUCAACGCAUGAUGAAGUUGGUGUUAAAACAGAAAUGCACAUGAAAUUGUACAAUGGGUUGAGAACAAAAAUACAAUUUUUGGCCUUUGUUGGUAGAACCUUGACUCAACUUUGAUCAGCUGUUGUUGUUGUAGUUUUCCUCUUAGUUUAGCAUUUUAAAAUGUUGGUCAUGCAGAAACAAUAGCAAUAACACCCCUAUUUCAACUGCCUCACAGAAUUUAGCUAGAAAAUGUUCCAAAACAGCUUUGUCCAUGGAUAAUGCACAUUUAUCUUAUAUAGUAAAAAUUGUUUAUGAUUGCUAUUAUUAAAUUAUGUUUAUGCGCAUUACAUCAGCCAUUGGCCAGUUCACUGUCUGUAUGUUAGAUUGGCCAGUGAAAAAUCUUGUGGAUCAACGUGGCUUUAAAAAUGAUGGCUACAUAGUUUUGAAAGUAUGUGGAGUAGUAUUACAAUAGAAUCGUGUCAGUAUCAGUAUCCAGCCUUAUUUCAUCGAAAUAUUUCUUUUUGCAGAUUUGGAAGAGACAAGAUAAAGAAGAUGGUGCGAAAAGCCAUACAGGGGCAUAAGACACUCAAGACUUCAGCAUCGCAAAAUGUAGGAUGUAUCACUCCUGUAUUGGAUUCAGUCCUGAACUCUUGAGUACUCUGCACUAGAACCCAUCUCAGCUUCAAGAACACAGUAAUGAAGUGAAAAAGAUGCAAUGAGAAAAGACUUGGACUGAAAUCUGCUUCCAGAUGCGUCUAUUUCAUGUUAUUCUGUGCUGAUGUAUCUGCAGUUCAUCGUAAUGUCUGUAUUCUUCAGGAAAGUCACAAUUUAAAUUCCGGAAAAUUGCUUUAGUUUGGCUGUGGUUGUAAUAUGAAAUUUUUAUUAAACUUUCAAGACUACA
Molecule: messenger RNA, 2460 nt
Organism: Myxocyprinus asiaticus (Chinese sucker)
Lineage: Eukaryota; Metazoa; Chordata; Actinopteri; Cypriniformes; Catostomidae
Product: U4/U6.U5 tri-snRNP-associated protein 2
Exons: 12
Coding region: 94-1623 (509 amino acids)
Biological process (GO): mRNA processing; spliceosomal complex assembly; protein deubiquitination
Molecular function (GO): cysteine-type deubiquitinase activity; zinc ion binding
Source: RefSeq, a predicted model, not a curated record